Messenger RNA from Mercenaria mercenaria, 1581 nucleotides. RefSeq names its product arylsulfatase B-like. The record is from RefSeq and is a predicted model, not a curated record. The coding region runs from base 16 to 885 and encodes 289 amino acids. NCBI's taxonomy places the organism in Eukaryota, Metazoa, Mollusca, Bivalvia, Venerida, Veneridae. The transcript is spliced from 5 exons.
CCAAAUACCACGACUAUGAUAGUAGAAACAUCUUUUUUGCAGCCAUGGUUCAUCUACUUAUCUUUUCAAGCUGUGCACUCACCUUUACAAGUCCCAGAGGCAUAUGUUCAGCUGAACCACCACAUAAUUGACGCAAGAAGACGGCUAUAUGCAGGCAUGGUAUCAUGUAUGGAUGAGGCGAUAGGUGGCAUAGUAGAAACAUUGAAACAACAGAGCGAAUGGGAAAACACGUUGCUUAUAUUCACAUCAGACAAUGGCGCUAAUCCAAAAGCCGGAGGCAGUAAUUGGCCCUUACGUGGAAAUAAAGGAUCCGUAUGGGAAGGAGGCAUACGUGCAGUAGGAUUUGUGAACAGCUUUUUCUUUGACAAAAACAGAAGAGGGUCUGUAACAAAUGAACUAAUACAUGUCACAGACUGGUUCCCUACAUUAAUAAAUGUUGCUGAUGGUAAUCUGAAAGGUACGCAGUAUUUAGACGGACAUGAUCAGUGGACAACUAUAAGGUAUGGUAUUCCAAGCACAAGGACAGAGAUACUCCAUGGUAUUGAAACAGUUGACAAAUCUUCAAAUAGAGCAGUGUUUGAAUCAAUAUUCAAUACAUCUAGAACAGCUUCUCUUAGAGUGGGUAUUUGGAAAAUUCUAACAGGUUUGCAGGGUUCCAGUUCAAGACGGAAUAAGUCCUCACUUCUGGCGAACGUCCGAUUGUUUGAUAUCAAAAAUGAUCCACAGGAACGUACUGAUAUAGCUCCAAAGUUCCCAUAUAUAGUUACAAACAUGCUUCAAAGGCUUGAACGUUAUCAGAGGCGUAUGGUUUCAUGCCAUAAUCCGGAAAUCGAUCCAUUGGCAAACCCUAAAUACCAUAAUGGGUUCUGGCAACCAUGGCAAUAAUUAAGGAGUCAGUACGUUUGCACCCGCUCUUAAAACAAGAAAGUAGACAUUUCAGAAAGCAUAAAUGUCGAACAUGUUUAUAACGCAUUAAUACUCUACUAAAGUCAAAUAUAUAUACGUUAAAACAAAAAACUGCUGCGUUAUAAUGAAAUGUUACAGGCACAUUAAUAUGCUUGCAAAAACAAAAUCAUUUGCUUAAGUUUCGGUUAAAACGUAUUGGACGCCUUGCUAUAACAACUAUGCACAUCGUUUUACAAAUAUUUGAUUAUGCUUUUGCUUUAAAAUCCGUUGGCAUAUAUUAAAGAGUAUAACCGUGUUCUAGUAAUACACAAGUUUUAUUAAGAAUUUUGACAUAACUCAUAAUACCGGCUUAAGUUGAACUCUCCUAUACAAGAAUUGAACGGAGUCCAUGAUCUCACAAGAUCCAGAAAAUGUAGCUAUAAAUCUAAGUACGAGGUGCAUUUGCAAUUUUUAUUUGAAAAGAAUAUAAAGUACACAAGACAACGAUUCUGUCUAUUAAUUUUUAAUUAUAUUUGAUUUGUCUCUUCAAUAUUUUGACACUCGUUUAUCAGAGAUUUUUAUGCGUGGAAAUGGCGGAAUAGUCGAAUAAUGUGAGUGCGAAAAUCCAGAAGUCAUUUAUUUCAGCUAAAUGUUUGUGCGGGAAACAGAAGAAGCUAAUAAGUGAAAAAAUGUACG